This is a messenger RNA of Chara braunii, 1686 nucleotides long. The record is from the annotation of a GenBank genome assembly. NCBI's taxonomy places the organism in Eukaryota, Viridiplantae, Streptophyta, Charophyceae, Charales, Characeae.
GGGAGACGGAGGAGGGGGAAGAGAUAUAGGUGGAGGAGGAAAAGCGGGAGGAGCAUGAGGACGAGCGGGAGGAGCGGGAGGAGGAACGGGGGAAAGAGCAAGCAGCUGCGGGACAAGGAGAAGCAACAGGAGGGAGCGCGGGAGAAGGAGAAGGAGGAGGAAAGGGAGGAGCAACAAGAGAACGAGCGGGAGCGGGGCUAUGGCGGGAUGUUUGUCACGUUGUUUGGCGCAGGAGGAGAAGGAGGAGGAGGAGGAGCGGGAGAAGGAGCGGGAGGAGGAGCGGGAGGAGGAGCGGGAGGAGGCGUGGAAGAAGGAGCGAGGAAGGAGCUGGAGCGAGGCUAUGGCGCGGGAAGAGGAGCGGGAGGAGGGGGAGGACGAACUGGGGGAAAAGCAAAAGAAGCAGCGGAAGGAGGACGAGCAGCAGGAGGAGCGGGAGGAAAAGCAAGAGAGGGAGCGGGAGAAGGAGAGGGAGGAGGAGAGGGAGGAGGAGUGGGAGAAGGAGCGGGAGCGGGGCUAUGGCGGGAUCUUCGUCACGUUGUUUGGCGGAGGAGGAGCAGGAGGAGGAGGGACUGGGAGGAGCGGGAGGAGGAGUGGGAGAAGGAGAAGGAGAAGAAGAGGAAUGGGAUUCGGGAUGGGGUGGGAGAGCGAGAGAAGGACGAGCGGGAGAAGGAGCGGGAGGAGGAAACGGGGGAAAGAGCAGGGGAAGCAGUGGGAGAAGGAGAAGCAACAGGAGGGAGAGUGGGAGAAGAAGGAGCGGCAUGGGAAACAGGGAGGGGAUUAGGAGCGGGAGAAGGAGCACGAGAAGAAACGGGAAGGGGCGGAGGAGGCGCGGGAGGACGGGCGGUAGGACGAGCGGUGAGCGGGAGGGGAAACGGGGAGGGGGUUAACGAACGCGCGGGAGACGGAAGAGGGGGAAGAGAUAUAGGUGGAGGAGGAGAAGCGGGAGGAGCACGAGGACGAGCGGGAGGAGCGGGAGGAGGAACGGGGGAAAGAGCAAGCAGCUGCGGGACAAGGAGAAGCAACAGGAGGGAGAAGGAGAAGGAGGAGGAGAGGGAGGAGCAACAGGAGAACGAGCGGGAGCGGGGCUAUGGCGGGAUGUUUGUCACGUUGUUUGGCGGAGGAGGAGAAGGAGGAGGAGGAGGAGCGGGAGAAGGAGCGGGAGGAGGAGCGGGAGAAGGAGCGGGAGGAGGCGUGGAAAAAGGAGCGGGGAAGGAGAUGGAGCGAGGCUAUGGCGCGGGAAGAGGGGUGGGAGGAGGGGGAGGACGAACUGGGGGAAAAGCAAAAGAAGCAGCGGAAGGAGGACGAGCAGCAGGAGGAGCGGGAGGAAAAGCAAAACAGGGAGCGGGAGAAGGAGAGGGAGGACGAGAGGGAGGAGGAGCGGGAGAAGGAGCGGGAGCGGGGCUAUGGCGGGAUCUUCGUCACGUUGUUUGGCGGAGGAGGAGCAGGAGGAGGAGGAAAUGGGAGGAGCGGGAGGAGGAGCGGGAGGAGGAGUGGGAGAAGGAGGGGGAGAAGGAGAGGGAGGGGAUUCGGAAUGGGGUUGCAUCUCACAGCCCCUUGCUCCAUACUAAACUGUUUAUGAAAUGGAAAUUUGAAUUUUGAUAAAAAAAUAAAUAAAAAAACUUGAGCACAUCCCAAAAAAACAAACAAACAACCAAACAAACAAACAAACAAACAAGCAAAACUCGA